AUGCCUGCCAUUGUCAACCUCCUCUUCAACGUUGUCUACACCAACACCACCAUCUCCUUCACUGUGGUGCUUCCCAUGGUCAGCCUGAUCUCUCUCUUGGUGGGGGUCGGAGGUCACCUCUUGCUGUGGCUAGUGCUGGUGAGGAACCCACGCAGCCGCUCCAAGCCGAGCUCCGUCCUGCUCCUCAACCUCAGCCUGGCAGACCUGGGCGCCUUGCUAACCCUGCCCUGUGUGCUUCUGAGCGCUAGUUUCCAGAACUGGCAGCUGGGAGGCGGGACCUGCGUCCUCCUGGGGUUUAUGACUUCGGUCACAGUGGGAGUGGAGAGCUUCAGCCUGGCAGCAUUGUCAGUGCUUCGGUAUCGUAUUGUUGCUCCGCGGACGAGACCGCCUGCUAGUCUGACACAAGUAUUAUGCACUGUGGUAGCCAUUUGGGUGGUCUCAGUGACCAUGGCGUUACCCAAGGUGACCUACAUCGACUUUAAUGGCGGUUGCACGUGGUUAGCCGGUCAAGACGAGUGGCUGUUAUUCCUGGUUCCUGCCUUCCUGGUUUAUUAUGUAGCCCCCCUCCUCUGUAUCGCCAUCAACUGCGGCCUCAUCAUCUCUCAUCUCCACAGCUGCCGGGGGACCCUUGCCGCAGACCGCCGCAACAAGAAAGCUACAGCUCUGCUGAUUGGUUCAACACUGGUUUUUGCCAUUAUGCGGAGCAGCAGCGAGCGCUGA
Messenger RNA from Platichthys flesus (European flounder), 720 nucleotides. Its product is annotated as galanin receptor type 1. Gene Ontology annotation, cellular component: membrane. The record is from RefSeq and is a predicted model, not a curated record. Gene Ontology annotation, biological process: G protein-coupled receptor signaling pathway. Gene Ontology annotation, molecular function: G protein-coupled receptor activity. The transcript is spliced from 3 exons. The coding region runs from base 1 to 720 and encodes 239 amino acids. NCBI's taxonomy places the organism in Eukaryota, Metazoa, Chordata, Actinopteri, Pleuronectiformes, Pleuronectidae.